Molecule: messenger RNA, 1643 nt
Organism: Entelurus aequoreus (snake pipefish)
Lineage: Eukaryota; Metazoa; Chordata; Actinopteri; Syngnathiformes; Syngnathidae
Product: RILP-like protein 1
Exons: 8
Coding region: 272-1543 (423 amino acids)
Biological process (GO): cilium assembly
Cellular component (GO): ciliary basal body; cytoplasm
Molecular function (GO): protein dimerization activity
Source: RefSeq, a predicted model, not a curated record
GAGAACCCGGAAGUGUGGGUGCUUUUAUUGCGAAAGGAAGGCGGAAACGAGGGCUGCCCUCAUCUCGGGUGGGCUUGCUAGACGUCAACAGAGGACAGGAGGACAAGAGGGCCGCGGUUUAUUCCGAAUAAAAUCACUUUUAAAAGUUCCAUGAAGGCGUCCGUCAUGGACGCACGCUAGCCGGAAACGUUCGGGCCGUGUUUGAAGGCAGUCCCCGGGCUGAGCGGAGUCGUCUCGCCGGGAGGAGAGUCCGUGUCCAACAGGAAGCGCCAUGGAGGGCCGACACAUCCCGGACUCGCCCGGCUCGGCCCUGGAGAAGAACGUGGCGGACCUGACCGUCAUGGACGUGUACGACAUCGCCGCGGCGGUGGGCCAGGAGUUCGAGCGGAUCAUCGACCAGUACGGCUGCGAGGCUCUGUCCCGCCUCAUGCCCAAAGUGGUGCGGGUGUUGGAGAUCCUGGAGGUGAUGGUGAGCCGCCACAGCAUCGGCCCGGAGACCGACGAACUGCGCCUGGAGCUGGACAAGCUGAGGCUGGAGAGGACGGAGAGGGCGGACAAGGAGAGGAAGCACAGGAAGGAGUUGGAGCUGGUGGAGGACGUGUGGAGAGGCGAGGCUCAAGACCUUCUCUCCCAGAUCGCUCUGCUGCAGGACGAGAACAAGAGUCUCCUCAACAACAUCUCCACCCGGGACCCCAUGACCGAGGAGGACCUGCAGCGGCACGAAGGCAUGAGCGAGAGAGAGCGGCAGGUGAUGAAGAAGCUGAAAGAGGUGGUGGACAAGCAGAGGGAUGAGAUCCGGGCCAAGGACAGAGAGCUGACCCUGAAGAACGAGGACAUCGAGGCGCUCCAGCAGCAGCAGGCGCGCCUGAUGAAGAUCAACCACGACCUGCGCCACAAGAUGUCUGUGGUGGCGGCGCAGGGCAAAGCGCUGAUCGAGCAGAAAGUGGAGCUGGAGGCCGGCGCUCAGACGCGGGGCCAGGAAGUGGGCGCACUGCGGCAGGAAGUGGUGCGCCUGCGGGAGCGGCUGCGGGGAGGCCCGCCCGCGGGGGACGCCGCACCUCAGACACCGUCGCCUGCGGAGCCAUCUAAGGCUGCGGCGGGGGGGCGGUCUCACCCCGCCGAGUUGACGGCGGGCGCUUCUGAGCCGCUCAGCUGGCCCGUCAGCCCAGACGGGUAUGAUGAUGAUGAUGAUGAGGAGGAAGAAGCGGUGUUGCUUUGGCAGGAGGACAUGUGUGAUGAAGACAUGUCUGCUGUGUACAAAUAUUUCACCAAGGAGGCGCAGUGCGAGGAGGAGGAGGAGACGGGCGCCGCGGACCCCAAAGACCCCAACAGAGCCAGGUUCACGCUGCAGGAGCUGAGGGACGUCCUUCACGAGAGGAACGAGCUCAAAGCCAAUGUCUUCAUGCUGCAGGAGGAGCUGACUUAUUACAAGAGUGACGAGACGCAAGACGACAUGAUCUCCUCCUCACCGAGUCCUUCGCCCGAGCUAAGGAGUCGCUCGCGCUCGUCUGUGCAGCCUGAAUCUGGAAUCAAACGCCUGUAAGUUGUCUCAACACCCGCACACACAUCAAAGAUCCUCUAUAUAGGACACACACACUUGCAUACUUUUAUAUCAAAGAUCCUCUAUAUGACACAUAAUAAUA